Dalotia coriaria is the source of this 719-nucleotide messenger RNA. Its product is annotated as NADH dehydrogenase [ubiquinone] 1 beta subcomplex subunit 10-like. NCBI's taxonomy places the organism in Eukaryota, Metazoa, Arthropoda, Insecta, Coleoptera, Staphylinidae. The record is from RefSeq and is a predicted model, not a curated record.
CUACCAACAAUACACCAAAGUGAAGUCUGUGAAAUCAGUCAACAUUAAAAGCAGUCCCUGUUUCAUUCGGAGGAAAAACAUUAGCAAAAAAUAGUGAAGAUGCCGGACUCUUCACAUCCUCGCAACGUCAUCGAGAGUUUCUUCCACACCGUCUACGCGGUUCUAGAAACGCCGGUGGUUUUCGUCCGAGAGAAAAUCGUCGUGCCAAACCAGAAGAACUACCCAUGGUACCACCAGAAGUUCCGACGAGUGCCCAACAUUGAUCAAUGUGAGACAGAUGAUUUGGUCUGUUAUUCUGAGGCAAACAUACAGUAUAAGAGAGAUCGCUUGGUCGAAUCUGAAAUCAUCCAUAUUUUGCGCCAACGCUUCGAAAAUUGCGUGAUGUACGACCCUGAUCAUCUCACCAAGUGCAAGCACGUUCUUGAACAGUAUCGGGAUGCAGAGACCAAUUGGUUUAUCAAAUAUGGCGAUUUAGGAGGUUAUCACGAUGUUAAGGCGGCAUAUAUGAAGCAGAAGCAUAGAUUGAUUUGGGAACGUCGUCACGGCGAAGUCGGCACCGGUAUGAAAACUGAGGAAGCUGUUGGGGAAUAGAAAAUUAUGUUUUACUUUCACAAUAGUCAAAUGCAUUGUACAAUAUUGUAGAAAUAUGAAGAUAUUACCUGAUUAUGUUAUUGAUAUGACAAUGAGGAAAUAAUACAGAACAGAAUGAUUAAAUUGCA